Emiliania huxleyi CCMP1516 is the source of this 735-nucleotide messenger RNA. RefSeq lists its product as hypothetical. Gene Ontology annotation, biological process: regulation of DNA-templated transcription. The transcript has a single exon. Lineage: Eukaryota; Haptophyta; Isochrysidales; Noelaerhabdaceae. The coding region runs from base 1 to 735 and encodes 244 amino acids. Gene Ontology annotation, molecular function: DNA binding; DNA-binding transcription factor activity. The record is from RefSeq and is a predicted model, not a curated record.
AUGCCCCCGAAGAAGCGCCCACCUCCGACGGCAGCACUGGCGGCGGUCAAGAAGAAGCAAGAGGCAGCCAAGUUGGCGAGAGCUGAGCUGUUGUUGGCUCACGCGGCUGCAGAAAAUAGCGUCGACGCACCGCAUGCAGUUGCUGAAGCCCCGCAGCCUGUCGUCGAGCCACCGAUGAGCGCGGAGCAGAUAGCAGCCGCGCUGCAAGCAGAGGAUCUGCAGCUGCUGCCUUCGGCACGCGCGGGCUCGACGACCGGCUACUUGGGUGUGUAUCCGACUGGCGAUGGCCAGCGACCGUACGUGGCACAAAUACGAAGGAAUGGUCGCAACGUGGUGCUGGGCAAGUUUGCCACCGCUGCAGAGGCGGCGCUCGCGUACGCCCGCGAACUGGGUCCUGCGGCGACGCGUGCAGCAGCUGCCGCUGCGCCGUCGCGCCCGCUCACUGCAAGUGAGGCGUUGUCGGCGGCGGCGGCGGAGGGACUACAGCUGCAGCGCUCGGCGCAAACGGAGAGCGGCUUCAAGGGCGUGAACAAAGGCAGUGGCGAGCGCAAACGGCCCUACAACGUCUGUGUGCGCGGUGACACCCUUGGCAGCUUCGAGACGCCCGAGGAGGCGGCGCUCGUGUAUGCUCGAGCUACGCGCCCGCUGCUCCGCCUCGGGCACUCGGGGGUGACGCUGGCGGACCUCGCGGGCGCGGCGCGCGCUGUGUCCUCUGUGUGUCCUGAGAAUGAAUGA